Messenger RNA from Microbotryum saponariae, 271 nucleotides. Lineage: Eukaryota; Fungi; Basidiomycota; Microbotryomycetes; Microbotryales; Microbotryaceae. The record is from the annotation of a GenBank genome assembly.
AUGUACUCGCUCAACGCCGACGGCACACGUCUCUACUCGCUGAAAAAGACAACAGCAGAUGGCAAGAUGACAAAGUCCGCUCACCCUGGUACGUCUCCCGGAACCGAUUGGAUUGGGCCCAGCUUCCGUCCUGGAUCGUGAGCCGUGAGCUGACGAUGAUGUCUUCCCACACACACCCCCUACAGCCCGCUUCUCGCCCGACGACAAGUUCUCGAGGCAUCGCGUUACGAUCAAGAAGCGCUGUCAGUAUUUUGAGACGGCAUCGCCGUGA